AAAUUCAAAUUGAUAAACAAAUGCGUGAGUGGGCAUGGAGAGGUAGCUGCUUUACAAUAAUCGCUCGAUCGAAUCAAUGUAUUGCGACGUUAAAUUAACAGUUGCACUGAGAAGCGUAAAAACGAACGGCAGGUGACACGCACACGUCCCGUUCUCGCCUAAACAUCGCGGUUUCGCACUCCAUAAUAGUUAUAAUAGUGAUCGAAUAAGCCAGCGAAAAUGGGAAACUUUGGAUUAAAGCAGCAUUACGAGAUGGCCAAGAGCACAGGUACGUUAGAUCUGUCCCGGAGACAACUCGACAAGUUCACCGAUGACCUCUUAGCCUUGGCGCCGUUCCUGCGUAGUCUCAACCUCGCCGACAACAAGUUCACCGUGCUCUCUGUCGAGGUCCAAAAACUGACAUUGCUAAAAAAUCUCAAUCUAAGCGGUAACAGACUUACCCAAUUACCAGAGGUUAUCGGUACUCUCGUCCAACUGAAAAGGCUCAACGUCAGUUCCAAUCAAAUCUCUGCUCUUCCGGUUUCCUUGUCCAAACUCAAGCAUCUCGAACAGGCCAACCUGUCGGACAAUCGCCUGACCGAGUUCCCCCUUAUGUUCUGCGGCCUCAAGCACCUGGACGUGCUCGAGCUGUCGCGUAACCGUUUGACAUCAGUCCCCAGCGAUGUCGCGGGCCUACACGUCAUCGAAUUGAAUCUCAAUCAAAAUCAGAUAGCCUUGAUAUCGGAGAAACUGGCCGACUGCCCGAGACUCAAGACGCUCCGCCUCAACGAGAACUGCCUGCAGCUCGGGGCGAUACACCGGCACAUCUUCGAGAACUCCAGCAUAUCGUUGUUCGAGCUCGAGGGCAAUCUAUUCGAGAUGAAGCAACUUUGCGAUCUUGACGGCUACGACAAAUACAUGGAACGAUACACGGCCGUGAGGAAAAAGAUGUUUUAAAUCAGAGCUCGCGCGGCCUUAUGUUAACGGACCAUUUACCGUUCCAACUACUUGCUUUGUCGUUUUCAUACAACAACAAAGCAUUGCAACUCCGCAAUUAUAGCCUAAAUUUCAUUUUGUAUAAUCUUCUUGAUAUUAUUCUUAAAAUUUGAAAUUUUGUCCUCCAAGCUCUUACGAUGCUACUAUACAAAAA
Messenger RNA from Ceratosolen solmsi marchali, 1129 nucleotides. RefSeq names its product leucine-rich repeat-containing protein 57. Bases 220 to 936 code for a protein of 238 amino acids. Gene Ontology annotation, molecular function: protein binding. The transcript has 2 exons. NCBI's taxonomy places the organism in Eukaryota, Metazoa, Arthropoda, Insecta, Hymenoptera, Agaonidae. Gene Ontology annotation, cellular component: cytoplasm. The record is from RefSeq and is a predicted model, not a curated record.